This is a messenger RNA of Phoenix dactylifera (date palm), 1326 nucleotides long. RefSeq names its product Ribosomal protein L17 family protein. Lineage: Eukaryota; Viridiplantae; Streptophyta; Magnoliopsida; Arecales; Arecaceae. The record is from RefSeq and is a predicted model, not a curated record. Gene Ontology annotation, molecular function: structural constituent of ribosome. Gene Ontology annotation, cellular component: cytosolic large ribosomal subunit; ribosome. Gene Ontology annotation, biological process: translation.
CUUUUGGAUGAGGAAAGGGACCGCCCGUUCGCCAAGAAGAAGGCUAGGGCUGCGGCUUCUCUUUCUCCUUCUUCUACUGAGCUCUCUCUCGCGAACUCGUUAUGGCGGUGGCUUCUUCUUCCUCGCCAGUGGUGUCUGCGUCGCCGUGGAAUAUGGCGUCGCUUCGCUCUGCCCUCCCUUCGGUCCCGAGGUCUCGCGUCCCUUCGCUCCGUUUUCCGGCCCAUUCACCGUUCCCUUCGUCGUCACGGCUCCGGUCAGGCCUCGGAGAUGCCAAAUUCUUGCGGUCUUUCUCCGGACUUGCUCCCAUGACUCCACUUCUCUCCAUCAGCUCCGAAUGUGACAGCUUUGAGCAGGGAUUUAGCUACAUCAACAAUGGGAGUAAAUUCUAUGCAAUGAGGCAUGGAAAACGUGUUCCAAAACUCAACAGGCCCCCAGAUCAGCGGAAAGCACUACUACGUGGCCUUACAACGCAGCUGUUGAAGCAUGGUAGAAUAAAAACCACCAGAGCAAGGGCAAGUGCGAUGAGGAAAUAUGUAGAUAAGAUGAUAACACUAGCGAAGGAAGGAUCCCUUCAUAAGAGGAGACAGGCCCUGGGCUUUAUAUAUGAGAAGCAAAUAGUCCAUGCCUUGUUUGCUGAGGUUCAAGACAGAUAUGGUGAUAGAAAUGGAGGGUACACUAGAAUCAUCAGAACUCUACCAAGACGAGGAGACAAUGCGCCAAUGGCUUACAUUGAGCUUGUUUAGUCAGCAUGGAUUGCAGAGGUUUUGAACUUCAUGUUUCCCCGGGGAUGCCUAUCAGCUGAAUUCAUUGUUAGGGAACUGGAUGGCCUGCAUUUAUCUUGGUCUGACUUUGACGUCGUCGCUAGUUGCCAAUGGGCGAUGAAAUCCAGUCUCAAGAAGGCUGAGAAUUGACCCUUUUAUCACUGCUGGGUGAAUCAGCAAGCACUCUGCAUUGACCUGCUAAUGGUGGGCGUUUCUUUAUACCGGAUUGAGGAGGACGCAGCCCAAAAGCACACUUUCCAUUGACUUUUCGGGGUGAUCCAUAGGGUUAUGUAUACAUAUCUGUAUUAGUGUGGUAUAUGUAUAUCAUUUCUGGACAGUGUGGAGUGGGUAACGCUGGCCCAAACUGGUGGAUUUAAGUGAUGAUUUGGACACCACAUAUGGUGGCUCUGAUAUCACAGCUCAAAGUCACUUUUUUCUUUCGAGUUAGUAGGGUCCGUAGCAACCUUUCUGGUAUGUGGUUUUUAUCCUCAUAUUGUUUUACAAUGUACUAAGAUUUGUGGAGGAACUUGUGCGUCUUAAAUCUAGACAAACUUUGGAAACUGCA